AGCUAUCGAAGAGCAGUGGGCGCUUGUGAGAUCGCCGCGAUGCGCGUCGCGAUCGGCUUCAGCCACCCCCGCAUCCACAGCUCCCUCGGGUGGUCCACAGCCUCGAGCGCAUGAGCAUAUUGCUUCAUAUACGGCGCAAAUCCAUACCUUUCCAUCUGCACUGGCAUUGUACGCUUUCAGCGACGUCGAAGGGCCUGUCGAAUUCCCGCAUACCUAGUCAACGCAUACUACACACUCGCAGCUCACUCAACAUGCCCGUCACCGUCAUUGCCGCCAGACCAGAUACUGAAGUGAAGGGCAACUUUAGGUUCAUUGGUGCGAUCGGCUCUAGCGACACAACGCGGAACACAGACGAUCUCGAAGCUAUGCUCGAACGCUCGCGCGCCGCCGGAGUGAAAUCUAUGAUCAUCACCGGUGGCAGUCUGCACGAGUCCAGAGAGGCCCUCGAGCUCGCGAAGCAGCUGGGAUUCUACGCCACCGUUGGCUGCCACCCUACGCGCUCCAAGCAAUUUGAGAGCUUCAAGGGCGGGCCGGACGCGUAUUUGGCCGCACUGGACCAGCUCAUUGCACAAAACUUGAAAGGGAAAGGCAGAGUCGUGGCUGUCGGAGAAUGUGGUCUGGACUAUGACCGGACGCACUUCGCUACCCCAGACGUCCAGCAGAGACAUUUCCGCUCUCAACUCGCUCUUGCGAAGAAAUACCACCUCCCACUGUUCCUCCACUCCCGAGCAGCACACGCAGACUUCGUGCGGAUCCUCCGAGAAGAGGGGUUCGGCGAAGACGGGGGCAGGGGAGUCGGCGCGAACGGUGGGGUCGUACAUAGUUUCACAGGAUCAGCAGAAGAGAUCGCAGAACUGAUGAACAUGGGGUUCCAUAUAGGCGUGAACGGCUGUUCCUUCAAAACAGCAGACAACCUCGCAGCGUCUAAAACGAUCCGACCAGACAGACUUAUGCUCGAGACAGACGCACCCUGGUGCUCGAUGACAUCGACACAUGCCUCGAAGCAACACCUCACCUCCCUCCCUCCAUCUCUGAACGCGUUAUACUUCCCGCCGGCGACGAAGCCAGAAAGCUUUGUGUACGGGAAAGCGGUGAAGGGGCGCAACGAGCCGUGCGCGACCGGUGCUGCGGCGUGGGUGAUGCAUAGGCUGAACGAAGGAGUUCCGUUCGAGAAGGUGACGGAGAAAGUGUGGAAGAACACCGUGCAGCUGUUCGGGCUGCAUGAGCUCGUGGACCAAUGAACCGCCGCGGCACAAUGAGGGUAUACAGACUUGACACGUAUCAUAGUUGGGGGCAUUGCUCAUGCGACCGCACAUCUCAGUACGUCGAAGGAGAUGAGCCUCACGGUGCAGUUCAUAUUUAUACUAACACGAGCAGUCUGUUUGCCGCCCAGACGAGGUAUUGUCGGACAAUGUCAAAAUUGUGUGCAGUGAUAGCCAUUCGUUCCUCUGCCUCCGAGGCAUACAACAUAACAUUGCGAUAGAGAUGUAUGUCCGUGCAUGUUGAGUACAGUCUGUUGUGUCAUAUCCAAUCACUAGUAACCUUGACCUCGAACGUGAUAUCUCUGAACUCUGUUUCAGUAGGACUGACGAGGGUAUUCCGUCGCACUCACGCCAAAUGAACGAAACUUGCAGGCUGAUAGGCCGUAUUAGAUCAGGCCAAGCAGCUCUUGAUAAUGCUCGCGGAACGC
Molecule: messenger RNA, 1690 nt
Organism: Fomitopsis serialis
Lineage: Eukaryota; Fungi; Basidiomycota; Agaricomycetes; Polyporales; Fomitopsidaceae
Exons: 7
Coding region: 252-1241 (329 amino acids)
Cellular component (GO): cytosol
Molecular function (GO): 3'-5'-DNA exonuclease activity
Source: RefSeq, a predicted model, not a curated record